This is a messenger RNA of Lates calcarifer (barramundi perch), 2726 nucleotides long. RefSeq names its product translocon-associated protein subunit alpha. The record is from RefSeq and is a predicted model, not a curated record. Gene Ontology annotation, cellular component: endoplasmic reticulum membrane; endoplasmic reticulum. The transcript has 9 exons. Lineage: Eukaryota; Metazoa; Chordata; Actinopteri; Centropomidae. Bases 99 to 980 code for a protein of 293 amino acids.
AUGCGUCGUAGGAAUUGUAACGGAAGCGGGCACGGCGGCGCACACAGCCUGGCUGUCUGACGGACACUGAAUGAGAGCGCACUGAUUUCGACUCCAAAAUGAUGAAAUUUCUACCCAAACUGCUGCUGCUAGCGCUGUUAGCUUUCCCGGCGACUAUCCUCAUUAAAGGGCCGGUGGUGAGCGCUCAGGAUCUGACUGAGGAUGAGGAGGCCGAGGCUGUGGAUGAAGACGUUGUGGAUGAUGUGACAGCUGAGGACGAGGACGACGAGGCGGAGGUGGAAGACGACGAUAAUGCGGAGUUGACGGAGGAAAAAGAAGACGAAGAGGAGGAGGCGUUGGUAGGAGAGGUGAAGGCUUCGCCCAACGCUGACACCACCAUCCUGUUCGUCAAAGGAGAAGACUUCCCAGCCAACAACAUCGUCAAGUUCCUGCUCGGCUUCACCAACAAGGGAUCAGAGAACUUCAUCGUGGAGUCUCUGGAUGCUUCUUUCCGUUACCCACAGGAUUACCAGUUCUACAUCCAGAACUUCACCGCUCUGCAGCUGGGCACCGUGGUUCCUCCCAGCAGACAGGCCACCUUCGAGUACUCCUUCAUCCCCGCUGAGCCGAUGGGAGGGCGGCCGUUCGGACUCGUCAUCAACCUCAACUACAAGGACAGCAGUGGAAACAUUUUCCAGGAUGCAGUGUUCAACCAGACCGUCACCAUCACCGAGAAAGAGGAUGGACUAGACGGAGAAACGAUCUUCAUGUACGUCUUCCUGUCAGGCCUCGGGCUGCUGGUCGUCGUAGGUCUUCACCAGCUGCUGGAGUCCAGAAAGAGGAGGCGUCCAGCUCCAAAGGUGGAAAUGGGAACUUCGAGCCACAACGACGUCGACCUGAGCUGGAUCCCUCAGGAAACACUCAACCAGAUCAACAAAACGUCUCCAAGAAGAUCUCCUCGCAAAAGGAGCCAGAAACGCUCGGCCGGCUCCGACGAGUGACGGGCGCCUGAAACCACGGCGACGCAACUUCACCCACCCACCUGAGGAGGAGGAGGAGGAGGUGGAGGAGGAGGAGGUGUGAGCGCCACUCUGCCCUCUACUGAGAAACUUUGACCAGUGCCAAGCACAGCGAUGGCUGGCUCUACUUUCAGCUUAAAAACUGUCAAACACACACACACACACACACACACACACACACACACACACACACACACAGAGCCCUUUUUGUUAAUCGAUUUCUGUUUUCUGACGGAGAGACGUCCUUGAACAGGUGUGUCGGGUUUCUAAAACACGAGGACGUUUUUCUAAAGGUGGUCGGUUCUGUUUGUUAAAGCCUCUGUGAGAUACCUGCUGACAUCAUCACUCUGAGACAGUUGGAUUGUUUUUGUUUACCUCUCACGUCGGUGUAGGGCUGAAACAACCAGUGGAUUAAUCCAUCCACAGAAAAUUAGUCAUUGUUCAAGAAGAAACAACAUUUGAAUCAUUAUCUUCUACUUUUUUCAGACCAGAACUGAUCAACAGACGUGUACUCUUCACAGUAGUUGAUGGUGAAAUUACUGGUUAGUUGCUCCGGUGCGUUGUGGAGCCACGAUGACGGUAACACAUGCAGUUCUUGUUUUGUUUUGCUGUUUUUUUCAGUGUAGUUUUGCAUUAAUAGAAUCUGUCUGCACAGCUGCUGCGUCUCUGUCUCUGUCUCUGUCCUGAGUUUGCUCGUUUCUCUGCACAGAUCCAGAGGAAGGUUUGAUCACAGACUCACACACUCCCUCACACACACUCUGUCAGGACUCAGAUCUCUGCAGACGUCCUGCUUCAGGGAGCCACAGCAUAAACACACUAGAAAUCACUGUGUGUGUGUGUGUUUUUUUUGCUGCAAGGCUUCAGUCUGAUUUAAGGAAAGUGCACAAUAAGUUUAAGAUUCAGUGAUUUUUGUCACAUUUAAGAAUGAAGAAGUGCAGCUGAACUGAUCAAUCGAUAAGUGAAACCACUGAGUAUUUGCUGCUUUUCUUCCUCUUGUAACAGACUUUGGAUUGAAGAGCUUAACUCUGACUCUGGGAAACUGUAACAGACGUUUUCUGUGAACUGUUUCCUGUUGAGAAAUCCAUGUUAGAAAUAAGCAGCAGAUGAAAAUCACUGGGUGCAUCCUGUAGAAGUUAAACUCGUCCAGCUGUGAAGCCUCAGAUCUGUGGGUGUGAAAUGAGCAGAGGUCAGGACUCAGAGGAGGGAGGUGUCAGAUGUGAAGGUUGAAUCAUGUUGCUGUGAAGCAGAGAACAGGUCCAGACUCGGGCUCUGACCUGACGUCUGCUUCUGUUUUCUGCUUCUGUUUCGUCGAUUUUUCUUCCUCCUCCAGCAGUUUGUUUAAAACUCUGCAGACAGAUGAUUUGUUUUCUUUUUUCCGUUGGACUGUAAAGAUGUUGAACUGGCCGAAGCACUGGUGUAAAUACUGGCUGAUGGACGCUAAAUUACCGAGCUAAUUUAUUUGAGUGACAGAUCGGGCUUAAACUGGGCGGGGGGGUUUGUAUACUGUAUUUCUUUAUUUCACCACUAGGGGGCAUCACUGGCUCAGGCUGCAGUAAAGCUCGGUGGUUCUGUUGACUCCACUCGUUACCGCAGAGGACUGAGCUGAUGGUUUGGUUGGUUUUUUGUUUUGUUUUUCUAAAAUGAUGGGGGCUGACAUUCAAAGAUACAAGCUCAUACUUUUAUUUGCUUUUAAAUGUGCCGGAAAAUAAACUUUGAUGAUUUGCUGUA